AAAAUAUGCGAAUAAAUUAAAAAAAAAUAAAUAUCAUUUACAGCUAAGGAAAUUAUAACAUUAAAUGAUUUAUUUUAUUUUUUAUAACUGUUCCUAGUAGACAUAUUAUAUAUUUAUAUGUAUAUUUUAUAAAGAUUAAGAUAAAAUGUCUAAAGAGCAAACUGCUGGUAGUAUCAGCAAAAAUAAUUAUCGUGAUAAAAUAUGGAACUACAUGAUGGAUAAUGAUUUAGUUAAUUUUCCUUCUAUUGUUUAUCAUCGCAUACCAAAUUUCAAGGGUGCGGAUGAAGCUGCGAGACGUUUGUCUGAAUUAGAAGAAUUUAAAAAUGCGCGAGUUAUGAAAGUUAAUCCGGAUAAACCACAAGAACCCGUGAGGUUGUCGGCAUUAGAAGCUGGUAAGGAAAUACUAGUACCGAUUCCCAGAUUAAAAACGGGUCUAUUUCUUCAUGUUGUCCCUACGACACCUGCGGGCACAAUAGCGAGCCGCGAUGAUUUAAAAGUCAUGGCAACCCGUCAUGGUAUUCAGGAACAUGGAAAAGCCAUCAGUGUCGAUUCUGAUAUUAAAGUUGAUUUGGUUGUCUUGGGCUCUGUCUGCGUGAGUCGCGAUGGGUAUAGGAUUGGGAAAGGUGAAGGUUUUGCUGAUUUGGAGUUUGCUAUGAUGAUGAGAAUGAACGCGGUUGGUGAUGAGACGGUUGUCGUUACGACUGUUCAUGAUUGCCAGCUGAUUGAUAAAUUUGAAGAUGGGUUAUUUGAAAAGCAUGAUGUGCCUGUUGAUAUUAUUGUCACUCCUACGCAAACUAUUUUUGUUAAUGAAAAAUUAAAGAAACCUGUGGGUAUUUUUUGGGAUAUUUUGACUCCGAGGCGGGUAAAGGCGAUGCAGAUAUUGCAGUUGCUGAAAAAAAUUGAUGAAAAAGAGGGGAAACAAGUUAUUCUAAAAAAAGAAGAUCCUAAUAACGAUAACAUAAAACCAAAACGAUUUGAAAAAAAUUGGAAACGCACGAAAGGAAAAAAAAAUGUUAAGGUUAAAGAGGAGUCAGCAUCAGAAUUAAAGUUAAAAAAUGAUAAUAAUGGGAAUGAUAAUAAUAAUCCUAAGGAAAAUGGCAACGAAAGUGAAGUGAAGCCAGAGAAGAAAGAGAAACUGAAGUAUCCCAGGCGACGUCAGCCUCAAAAAAAUAAAAAAAUAGAAACUGAUGCUCCAAAUGAGACGACAGAAAAAAUAGAAAAGCCAAAAGAUCCAAACGUACGUCGUAAAGCUAUGAAACUAAAGUCAAAGCCUCAUAUUGAUUUUUCAUUAAAAUUAUCAAAUAUUGGUUCCGAUGUACGUGUCAGAGAUUUGAAAAACGCAUUAUCACAACGUGGAGUUAAUCCGACGUUGAUAACAUGGCGCGGGCAACGCGGAUUUUGUUAUCUUCACUUUGGUAAACUCCGAAAUAAAAAUUCCCAGCCGAAUCAACCGGUUCAAGUUGACUCAAUAGUCUCUAAUUUACAACAAUUAUGUGUCGGUGAUGCUAAUAGUAACGGUAAUGGUAGUGGAGGUGAUUCAAAUAUUACCAACGAUAAAUAUAUAAUCGUUGAACCGGCAAAACCUAUUACUAGGAUUGAAACAACUGACGUUACUGCCGUUUAAUUGACUAUUUGGUUCGUUAUUUAUAUUAUUUUGUACGAGAGUCUAUUUUAUAUACGUAUACAUAUAUAUAUAUAAAUACUCAAUUAUUACGUACUCUGCCUACGUGUGAUACUUCAUGUAUUAAUUACGCGUUUUUUUUCUUCUGCUUUAAUUUUUAUAUAUAUUAGGGUGGCCCAAAAAAACCGACUAUUUUUUUUUCGAGUCUCUUAUGAAAAUUUUUUAAUUUAAGAUAUUUUAUUAAAACCCUAACGGACCCAAAUUACGGUAAUCCACCGUAUAAUGUUCAAUUCGGACAUCGAUUUUUUUGGUGGAUCUUUAUCAGUUUUUCACUCAAAUAUAAAAAUCUCUUAAAUAACUAGUCAAGUUUUUUCUUUCCUCAGUCAAAAAGUCAAAGUUGAAUUAUAAUUGAAUUUGUUUUGCCUUUUAAAUCAUAGUUUUCCUUAUAUUUAUUACUAUAUAUUUUAUAACCAGUUGUAUAAAGCCGAUUGGCGUUUGAUAUUAAUAAAUAAAUAAAAACCGAUUCACCGUAAAUUACGGUGAUUUUACCGUAUAAUCCGGUAAUUCACCGCAAAAUACGGUAAUUCGGUAAUCCACCCGAAUUUUUACGGUAGAGUUACCGUAUUCUGCGGUAAAUUUACGGUAAACCCACCGUAAAUCUACCGUAUUCUACUGUAGAUUUACGGUAAAAAUACCGUACAUUUACGGUAAAUCAGGUCUGCUAGGGAAAUGAUCGAAAUUCGUAUUUUUUUCUAAAUUUCUUCUUUUUCGUGGCAGCUAUAGUUUAUAUUUAUGAAAUCAUGACUAUGCUGAAAAUUUAAGCCCAAAAUUAAAAUAUUUAAAAGUCGCUCAAAAAUUUUGAAUGUUUCCGAGUACUGUCUCUUGGACGUUUUCGAGCGACCCUUGAAUAUUAAUAAUAAAGCUUUUUAAUUUUUUCACAAUCACUUUGUAUCAUAAUGAAUAAAAAUACAACCCGAGAAAUAUAAAUAAUAAGUUAUUUACAUACUUUUUUAUUUUUUAAUUCAAUUUUUAGGUUUUUUUGCUUACUCAAAACCUACCCAAUUUUAUUGUUUAAGACUGUCCUGUAUAUUUUCGGUUAUGCAAAAGUUAUAUUUAAGUAAAAUGACAAUAAUUGAGUUAUAAAAAAAUACAAAAACUAAUUCAAAGUGUUAGUUACAUAUUAUCAGUUGAUAUUCAAAAUUCUUGAGCGCCGUUUAAAUAUUUAAAUAUUGGGCUGAAAUUUUCAGCAUAGUCACAUUUUAAAGAUAUAAAAUAUUGCUGCCACGAGGAAGAAAAAAAUU
Messenger RNA from Microplitis mediator, 2922 nucleotides. It is a transcript of the gene lost, whose product is annotated as methenyltetrahydrofolate synthase domain-containing protein. Bases 146 to 1624 code for a protein of 492 amino acids. Lineage: Eukaryota; Metazoa; Arthropoda; Insecta; Hymenoptera; Braconidae. Gene Ontology annotation, cellular component: cytoplasm. The transcript has 4 exons. The record is from RefSeq and is a predicted model, not a curated record.